GUUCAAAAAUCACUCGUAGCUGAAGAAUUGUGUAGGGCUGCGAAGAUGAUAUCUAUUUUUACCCCACGAGACCGGCGACCAGACCCAUGCUGACAAAUGGAGCCACUUACGUAGCUAGAUGCAGGACGGGAGAGGAUACCCCUAUCAGUUGGCUCGGAACGCACGUACAGACAGGGAUCCCCGCUCGUAGAUCCCUCAAGUAGAGGUUAGGUACUAGCAAACCGCUUCCUCUCUAAUUAGGAUGCAAAUCAUCGUGCUUAUGAAAGCUUGGUAAGAAUAUAGAAUCGUUGGUCAGUUUACCUAUAACCAGCUGAGCACCUACCUGAGCUAGCUAGCUGUAAGGAGGAGAUAUAAUAAGUCGGGAGCUUCACAAUUCUUCCCUACUCCCGCUGGACAUCGUGAGAACCUCGCUUCCCCUCACCAACCGGAUCAUCGGGUAGCUACCGCAAAAUCUCAUCACCAUGGCAUCUUCCGGCUUCAUAACGACCCCCGACGGGAUCCGCCUCUCGUACACACAAACCGGCCCCGUCUCCGCCCCUAACCUAGUCUUCAUAGCGGGUUGGGUGCAAACCGCCUCGAUCUUCCACAAGCAAGUCUCUCACUUCUCCUCAUCCUACCGCGUAACAACCUACGACCACCGGGGCCACGGAAACUCCGACAAGCCUAAUUUCGGAUAUCGCGUGUACCGUCUAGCCGCGGACUUGGAGUCCCUGCUCACGCAACUAGACAUUCAGGAUGCGGUAUUAGUGGGGCACUCGAUGGGGUCCUCGGUGCUAUGGGCGCAUUGGGAUAUCUAUUCACAUGAGAGGGUGAAGAAAUUGGUUUUCAUUGAUGAGGCGAGGACGAUUACGAUGAACCCGAAUUGGACCCCGGAGCAGACCGCGGAAGCAGGCGCGGUAAUGCCACCGCAAGCCAAGUUUGACUUGUUAGAGCCGUUACGGGGACCGCAUUGGAAGGAGGCUUGGACAGCAUUCUCCCGGGGUUUCUUCUCCGACGACAUCAACCCAGAAGAACUUAAAUUCGCCCUAGACGAAUCAAUGAAGUCCCCGCCUUCAGUAGCAGCAGCCAUGAUGAACGACCACGCAUCAAUCGACUGGGAAGACAUAUUCCCACGUAUCACAGCCCCAACGCUCGUCAUCGGCGCCAAGGCGAGUCGCUUCCCCGUUGAGUCGAUACAGUGGAUCGCGAAGCAGAUUCCCAACUCGCGACUCGAGAUCUUUGAGAAGGAAGAAGGAGGUAGCCACUUUAUGUUCUUCGAGAACCCAGAAAAGUUCAACCGGAUACUAGAUGAAUUCUUGUCUAGUUGAGAAAAGUGGGAGAGCAUUGGUUAGCUAGUCGAGGUGGAUGCUAGAAGCUUUGGAUUCCGAAUCAAUAUACGAGUCGCCAACUAGAUAUCUAAUAUUCAUAGAGAAGUUAUUUACCUUUAGGACAAAUAGGUUCAUGUCAUAAUUAUACAAAGGUGAAAGGACA
Molecule: messenger RNA, 1470 nt
Organism: Hypoxylon trugodes
Lineage: Eukaryota; Fungi; Ascomycota; Sordariomycetes; Xylariales; Hypoxylaceae
Product: alpha/beta-hydrolase
Exons: 2
Coding region: 462-1307 (281 amino acids)
Molecular function (GO): catalytic activity
Source: RefSeq, a predicted model, not a curated record